Cuscuta campestris is the source of this 2619-nucleotide messenger RNA. Lineage: Eukaryota; Viridiplantae; Streptophyta; Magnoliopsida; Solanales; Convolvulaceae. The record is from the annotation of a GenBank genome assembly.
GUCGAUGGUCUUGGACGAGGAGGAGGUUCAGAGUCAAGCCAGGGUCCCGGCGGCGCAGCGUCUAGGACCACAAGUGCCGGAAGCUGGCGAGUUCCAGGAUUUGAGACAAUAGAUCCAGGAGAUGCAGAGGAAAAUAAACAGGGGACGAGUGUUCACUACCCGGACGAAUACUCCGCUCGCCCCGGAGAUCUUUGCAGAGCCAUAUCCUCAUGGGUUCAAAGUGCUUUUUGUCAAGCGUUAUGAUGGGGAAUCGGAUCCCCAAGAACACAUAAAUAGCUAUGUCCAGGUGAUGAUCGCCGUUGAUGCCAGCGACGUGUUGAUGUGCCAAUGUUUCUUGCAGACGGUUGAUAGCAAGGUUGCGGAUUGGGUGAAUCACAUUCCGGCCGGAUCAAUCCAGACCUGGGAUGAGUCGGGAUUGCGGUUCCUAGAGCAUUUUGUAGGGAACAGCCGUCCCAAAAAGCAUUUUACCCACUUGGCCUCAGUACGACAGAAGCACGGGGAGUCCCUGAAGAACUUCAUCGUCAGGUGGAGAAAAGAAUCCAGGGAGGUUGAAGGAACCGACGAUAAAUCCAGGUUAGCCAUGUUCACAGCGGCACUAAAAGAUGGGCUCCUUCAUACCAAUCUCACAACCCAUCCCCCAGAUACCUUUGAGGAAGCAAUGGUUCGGGCUGGAAGGUAUGUGACCCUGGAGGAGAGGAAGGAGGAGAAGAAAGAGAAGACUCCCAAGGAAGAAGAGAAGGUGGGAAACAAGAAGCCUUUCAAAAAUAAGAAGCAGGGCUUCCCGGAUGGCCCGAAGGGCACGAAUCCUGGGACCUCGGAGAAGCACAAAUCCGCUAAUCCAGUGUUUACAUUACCGGUGGCCGAGGUCAUGGCCCAUGCUGCACGCACAGCAGGGACUAAUGACAUACCCAACCUAUUCCCAGAAGGUCUGCAUUGUGGAGGACACUGGGAAAUGAAAUUUGUACAAGAUGUGGACGGGGGAAAUCCCGGGAAUGCUCAGAAUAGGAAGCGUAGAGAAGGGCAAGUGGCCCAGGCCGAGGCCCGAGAGAAACGCCACAUCGGACUUGAGGACGAAGAGGAAGAUUCAGAACCCGCACCACACCGACAGAAGAGGCACCAUGGGUGUAAUUACAUCAUCGGUGGGAACAUUGGUGGGGUUUCGGCCACAAGUCAGAAAAAGUGGGCUAGUGCGGCAAUGGUCUAUAAGGUGGCGGCCCCUGCCCAACCGGAAGGUAAGAAGCUGAAAACUGAGCCGAUUGUAUUUUCUAAUGCUGAUUUGCCAGAGACGGGGGUCCCCCAUAGGGACGCUCUGGUGAUUACAAUCGACAUAAUGGACUUGCUGAUCCACAAGACUUUGGUGGAUACGGGAAGUUCCGUUAACAUCAUGUAUAUGGAUACUUACAAGACUCUUGGUAUUGUCUUGAUCACUCCGGAAAGCUUCCGGAUAUAUUACGCUAUUAGAUUUCAGUUCCGCGUGUCAAACAAUGAAGCCGAAUAUGAGGCCCUAAUUAAUGGACUGAAGAUUCUCGGCAAGCUAGGGGUGUCCAGGGUCCAGGUAUACAGCGACUCCCGCUUGGUGGUGGGACAAAUCAGUGGGGAGUUCGAAGAAAAGGAGGAGAGGAUGAAGAAAUACCGUGACUUGUCCUUGGAAAUGUUGGGAAAAUUCGAGUAUAAGCUAGAGCACAUACCCAGAGCGUACAACGCGGAAGCUGAUGUCUUGUCUAAGCUUAGCGCUGAAUCGCCGGAGUAUAUAAGCAAGUUAGCAACUGUGGAGGAGUUGGCAACCCCCAGUCUCAACAUGGAUGAAGUGCUCUGGGUAUCAGCCGACUCCCCAGAGUGGUUAGACAGGUUGGCUAGGUACAUUGAAGACGAGGUAGCCCCGGAAGAUUCCCAAGAAGCCCGGUUGCUACGAAUGAGAGCACCCACCUACAAAGUGCAGGAGGGAGUCCUUUAUAAGCGGUCCUACAACGUUGUUUUACUCCGCUGUCUUAGAGCAGCAGAAGCAAAAGCGCUCAUGGAAGAGAUACAUGAAGGAGUGGAGAACGUCAACAGGACAAUUAUAAGCGGGAUAAAAAAGAAGUUGCUGUCGGAAGGAAGCAAAUGGGUGGAUGAACUACCCAGAGUCCUAUGGACGCACAGGACCACUCCAAGAAGGGCCACGGGUGACACUUCUUUUGGCCUGGCCUAUGAGUUUGAAGCCCGGACACCAGCUGAAACGGUGAUCCCAACCAGGAGGGAAAUGACAUAUGACCCGGAAGUGAACAAACAAAAUUAGGCCAUCGAGCUGAACUUCUUAGAGGAACGAAGGGAUGAAGCACGAAUCCGGGCAGAGAAUUACUGUCGCUAGGUGAAAUCUUACUUUGAUAGUAAGGUCUAGGCACCAAUUCCCAAACAUCAUUGUGUUUAAAUUGGUUAAGCUCCUCUUGCAUUGCCAUAGACCAAUGUUCAUCAUUAAUAGCAUCCAAAACGGUUGUUGGUUCAAUUUGUGAAACAAAGGCCAUGUGAUUAAUUGUGUUCCUAAGAGAAUUACGAGUAGAAACUCCCUGCGUUAUGUCACCAAUGACAUUGUCAAUCGGGUGGUUCUUCAAUGUUCUCCAUUCCUUAGGAAGCUCUGUUUGU